CAGAGUAUAAAACAAAGCCGGAUUGGGGCGUCGGGCUCCCGUGUGCCUCGUGAGCCUCCGUUUCCUCGGGCGUUCGUUUCGCGCAACCUGCUGGGAGUUGUAGUCCCGGACCCGGGGGUGCCUGGGAGGCGGGAGGGGGGGGUUGGAGUUUCUCAGCGCCGAUUCCGCGGGAAGGGCCCAGGGGCCUCACACUUCGAAUCGCGGGAGCUGCGGGUCUUACUGGGAGAGACGCUGCACGUGGAGCCCGCGCCCCUGCUGUUCUCAGCCGGCUCUGGAGCGCGGGUGGGGGCCACGGGGCCGAUUCCGGAGCGGGACUGAGCUUUUGAAAUACUCCCAACCAUGACUAAAAGAGAAGCAGAGGAGCUGAUAGAAAUUGAGAUUGAUGGGACAGAGAAACCAGAGUGCACAGAAGAAAGUAUUGUAGAACAAGCCUACACCCCAGCUGAAUGUGUAAGCCAGGCUAUAGACAUCAAUGAGCCAAUAGGCAAUUUAAAGAAACUACUAGAACCAAGACUACAGUGUUCUUUGGAUGCUCAUGAAAUUUGCCUGCAAGAUAUCCAGCUGGAUCCAGAACGAAGUUUAUUUGACCAAGGAGUAAAAACAGAUGGAACUGUACAACUUAGUGUACAGGUAAUUUCUUACCAAGGAAUUGAACCUAAGCUAAACAUCCUUGAAAUUGUUAAACCUGCGGAAACAGUUGAAGUAGUCAUUGAUCCAGAUGCCCAUCAUGCUGAAGCAGAAGCACAUCUUGUUGAGGAGGCUCAAGUAAUAACUCUUGAUGGCACAAAACACAUUACAACUAUUUCAGACGAAACCUCAGAACAAGUGACAAGAUGGGCUGCCGCUCUGGAAGGUUAUAGGAAAGAGCAGGAACGCCUUGGGAUACCUUAUGAUCCUAUACAGUGGUCCACAGACCAAGUCCUGCAUUGGGUGGUUUGGGUAAUGAAGGAAUUCAGCAUGACUGAUAUAGACCUGACCACACUCAACAUUUCCGGAAGAGAAUUAUGCAGUCUCAACCAAGAAGAUUUUUUUCAGCGAGUGCCUCGGGGAGAAAUUCUAUGGAGUCAUCUGGAACUUCUUCGAAAAUAUGUGUUGGCAAGCCAAGAACAACAGAUGAAUGAGAUAGUUACAAUUGAUCAGCCUGUGCAGAUUAUUCCAGCAUCAGUGCAGUCUGCUACACCAACUACCAUUAAAGUUAUAAAUAGUAGUGCAAAGGCAGCUAAAGUACAAAGAGCUCCAAGGAUUUCAGGAGAAGAUAGAAGUUCACCUGGGAACAGAACAGGAAACAAUGGUCAAAUCCAACUGUGGCAGUUUUUGCUAGAACUUCUGACUGACAAGGAUGCUCGAGACUGCAUUUCUUGGGUCGGUGAUGAAGGCGAGUUUAAGCUAAAUCAGCCUGAACUAGUUGCACAAAAAUGGGGACAACGUAAAAAUAAGCCUACAAUGAACUAUGAGAAACUCAGUCGUGCAUUAAGGUAUUAUUAUGAUGGGGACAUGAUUUGUAAAGUUCAAGGCAAGAGAUUUGUGUACAAGUUUGUCUGUGACUUGAAGACACUUAUUGGAUACAGUGCAGCAGAGUUGAACCGUUUGGUCACAGAAUGUGAACAGAAGAAACUUGCAAAGAUGCAGCUCCAUGGGAUUGCCCAGCCGGUCACAGCAGUAGCCCUGGCCACUGCUUCCCUGCAGACGGAAAAGGAGAAUUGAGCCCAGGAUCUUCUGGGAGCCCGAGGUCUUUCUUAAAUAUUAGAGCAAGUAUUGCUCUUCCUUUAUUACUGAAUUUGAAUCUUCUUUUAUUUCUAGACUGUACAAUCUGACGCAUGAUUUUUUUAUAAAUAUUUCAUACUCCUGUGAAUUUGGAUCUUUUUACUUUGAGCAUAUAUUUUAGAAUACGUGUAUGUUAAGGAUCACCACAAUGUCUUCAGCACGAAGUCAGGUUCAUUGUGGGAUAGUUUGUUAACAGUCAGGAAAGCUAAACUGGUCAGUAUUAAUGUCUAGCCCUACCAAAAAUAGCCAGUAGCAUCUGAGGAUGAAAAAUAAAUGAAGUAUCUCCAGGAAACAGUCUGGCUUAACUAUUUUUGAAAAUAUAACUGUUUCCCUUCUCUGCUGCUUUAGAUGUUGCUUUACAUAGAACCAGAAAAUGGAAUUUUUCAUAGCUAAAGCAUGUGUGCCUGUUUCAUCUAAUCAAGCAGAGCUAAAAUAUUCAUAUCGAAUAAAAUUAUAAUAUUAAUAAAUUACUAAACUGAGAGUAUCAAGUUAUUAAAAUAAUUUAUAUAUUUGCAAGCAAGGACAAUAAGAAGUCGACUGGCAGAAGAGCAUUGCUGCAGAAGGAGAUCCAGGUUGAAAUCUGGCUUAACUCAAGCUAAUUUUAAGGAUUUUCUGUAUAGAUUAUUCAUAAUGUCAGGCCAAGAAUUUAAAUUAUUUAAGAGAGGCAUUUAAUUCUAAUAAACCAACUAUUACAAAAAUUCUGAAAUGAUCUCUGUUUUUCCUGUCAGAGAUUUAAAAAACAAAAAGUAUAUACCUCAGCCAGAAAAUAAAAGUUUAGUUUGGUUUGGUAUGGCUUGCUUCCUUUCUUUUUUAAAAUUGUCCUAUAUUGCCAGUGUAUUGUGCAAAAGCAUAAUAGUCAUUGUGUUUCUGAUGAAAUGAAGACUUUAAAUCAGUAAGCAGUACUUCACCUUUCAAGACAAGAGCAAAUUACUUGCCAGUAGUUUUAAAAAGAAAUUCUCCAGUAUAGGCAGUCUUCUCUCAAAACAAAAUUUCCCAUUUACUUAAUUUCUUCCUUUUGAAUAUUAUAUAUGUGUGAGUAUAAAUAUCUUUGUACAUGUCCAGUUGACAACUAUACACAUAUAUAUGAAGAUAUAAUGGUAGUCAAAAGGAAAGAUGUAUUAAAACAUAAUAACUCAUUUAAAAAAUGUUUUAAUUAUAUGAUUCUCAUAUAUGAAACUCUUAUCACCAGCUAACACUAAACAGAGAUGGCUAGAAAUGUCUUUCUUUUUUGCUUGCUUGCUUUUUUUCUUUUUGUUUUAAGGUAUUAUACACGAAUCAUGAGAUACUGGCAAAGAGCUUUUAAUCCUCUUAGGGCAGAAGGUUGAUUCUCACACAUUACUUUAUGCACCUUCUUCCUCAUCAUUUCCUUUAAAUCCAUCCCCCUAAACAGCUUUAUAAGAGCUCAGUUGAUGCUUCUGACUAACCGGAGGAGAGGGCCAUGGUUAUAAGUCAAGGAGGCAUUGCUAGCGGUCUCUGUACUGGUCCCAGAUAGUGGUCUGGAAUGAACCAUAAGGCAGGGAUCCUAGGAAAAAGCAGGAGAGGAAGGAUCUCUGGUUUUCUUCUCUGGUAACCUCAAAUCAUAACUUGAAGUGCUGGGCUGUAGGACUGCAAUGUGUAAUAUCAGUUCAUUUAUAUGCUUAAGUCAUUUAAGACCCUGCAGUGGAUGCCUAAAAAGAGUAAAACUUGUAACUUGUAUUUUUACCUUUCUAUAAACACAUAUGGAAUAGACUGACAAACUAUUAGUUUAAUUUGGGCACUGACUACAAGAAUAUCUGAGUAGAAUAACCAUAUGAAAUAAUAUAUAGAAGCUCUAUGUUCAGAACAAAUAGAUCACCAAAAAAAAGGUUUUGCUGCACCGUCUUGCAGUCUGGGGAGUUGACAAGUCCUCAUAGUUUUAAAAAAUACAAUAAAAUAAACUGUUCUGGUAUGUUAGCAAGAGCUUAAAAUUUUUGACUUUAAUAUUUAAAAUGCUUUUGGGAAGACAUUAUUUUAAUGUUUUAGGAAAGGUGACAGACUUCAUGUUGCAACUGUAUGUAUAUGUAUAUAUUUUAAGGCAAGGAACACCCACAUUUCUUUUAGAUCUCCAAAGUCAAACUAUUGCUGUUUCUCCUUUAAGCAUUCCUUAGAUUCCUUUUUCCAAGAACACAUUCUCUCCAUUUUUCUUCCUUUGGCAGUUUUUAUUUUAUUCCCCAUUAUAACUUGAACAAAGAUCAUUCUCAUACAGGAUCAGGUGCUAUUUCUUUUUUCUUUUGCUUCUUCAUCUGUCACCAUCAUUUUAUGCAUCAGAACAUAGGUGAAUUCAAGAGACUGAUUUCCCCAAUUGAUUCAGGAAGCUUCAGUUAUUUUUUCUCAACUUAAACUGUUUUCAUUGUCCUUAUUGAGGUUACGAUCCUCAGAAAGCCAGGAAUCUUUUCUUUUAUUGGAAGAGAACUUGCGUUGUAAAAGAAAAUAUAAUUCAUGCUAUUCAUUCUUUGCUGUUUUUAUGAAUAAAUUUUCCAUAGGGGAAUUUACAGUGUAUUUAAAGGAAGAAAGAUAAAAUGAUUGGUCAUCUUUUGUACUAAGUACAGAAAUAAGGAAAUGUCCAUUUUUGUUUUAAAACUUCUUUUCCCCAUGAGGUUCUCAUUGAGCCAACUUUCAUAUGUAUCUAGCCUGAAGUUUGGAAAUUUGUGUUGAUAUCGGAAAAUCAGACAUAUUAAACAGAAUUGCUAUGUGUGGUUGAUCUUCAUAUGGAUCGACUCAUCAUAUCACAUUAAUUUUGUAUCAAUCCAUGUCAGUUAAUUAGGGAAAUGGUUUAGUUGUUUUUCUCUCCCGAUUAAUGGUGAAACUCAAGUGUGAUAUUUCUUUAAAGGGUUGUGCCUCCAAAUAUUUUUGGUGAGGUUGGCUGUUUUCCAUGUUCAUCGUUUUAUGCUACUGCCUUUUAAAAAGAACUAGUGUAUCUUUGAAAUAGCACAAAAGUGUUUUAAAAUUCAUAAUUAUAAAACAACCUGUGACUAACUUAAUGUCUUCACAUCUAGGAGGUGUAAAAAUACUGAUAUUUCAGUGAUACUUCACUUGCUGCCAGAAAAAAAUAUUCUCAGUCUUUUGUAAAAGGAAGGAGGAUUUUUGCAUACAUUUUUACUCUUUAAAUAAAGACACUUAUACAGUCAUAAUAACGAUUAUGUAUUGCUUUGUGGUUUUUAUUUUUUUUGUAAUUUUACAUGGAACAGUUAUUUUCUAUUUUUACUCAGAUAAAAAAUAUU
Messenger RNA from Neomonachus schauinslandi (Hawaiian monk seal), 5003 nucleotides. RefSeq names its product GA binding protein transcription factor subunit alpha (gene GABPA). Gene Ontology annotation, cellular component: nucleus. Gene Ontology annotation, biological process: regulation of transcription by RNA polymerase II; cell differentiation. The record is from RefSeq and is a predicted model, not a curated record. The transcript is spliced from 10 exons. NCBI's taxonomy places the organism in Eukaryota, Metazoa, Chordata, Mammalia, Carnivora, Phocidae. Gene Ontology annotation, molecular function: DNA-binding transcription factor activity, RNA polymerase II-specific; sequence-specific DNA binding. The coding region runs from base 340 to 1704 and encodes 454 amino acids.